AUGGUAAAUUCGCAAACCUUGGUCGAGAAGGGUACCAAAAUCGUUGCCAUUUCAACUCCUGAGGCUACUUCCUCGGGUCCUUCACACAGCUCCCAGGCUUCCUCUGUCGAUAAAGAUUCUCCUAUGCCCUCGAGCUGUGACGAUUUGCACUCAGAGGACACGAACUCCAGCUCGCCGGUUGUUUCGUCCCCAUCCAGCUCGAUAUCCCCAAAGCGAAAGACCUGCUCUGAUGCUUCGAACCAGGAGGAGCCCUCGCCUAAGAGAUCUCGAGCGAAAGUCAAGCGUGUCACAAGAGAACACCCCUCCACCGGCGACAUUUUGACACGCCUCCAUGCCAUUUACCCAAUACUCAAGGAAUACACCGAUCUUAUGAAGAAGAAGAAAGACGUUGUAAUUGAGCAUGAGGCAGGAUUUACCUUUUCCCUUGAUAUGAGCGGGGCUUAA
Messenger RNA from Fusarium subglutinans, 444 nucleotides. RefSeq lists its product as uncharacterized. The record is from RefSeq and is a predicted model, not a curated record. The transcript has a single exon. The coding region runs from base 1 to 444 and encodes 147 amino acids. Lineage: Eukaryota; Fungi; Ascomycota; Sordariomycetes; Hypocreales; Nectriaceae.